Didymosphaeria variabile is the source of this 903-nucleotide messenger RNA. RefSeq names its product stearoyl-CoA 9-desaturase. The transcript is spliced from 3 exons. The record is from RefSeq and is a predicted model, not a curated record. NCBI's taxonomy places the organism in Eukaryota, Fungi, Ascomycota, Dothideomycetes, Pleosporales, Didymosphaeriaceae. Gene Ontology annotation, cellular component: endoplasmic reticulum membrane. Bases 1 to 903 code for a protein of 300 amino acids. Gene Ontology annotation, biological process: unsaturated fatty acid biosynthetic process. Gene Ontology annotation, molecular function: stearoyl-CoA 9-desaturase activity; heme binding; iron ion binding.
AUGGUUUUGCAGCAGGAUCCCAAGAAGAUCGGGAGGACCGAUAUCUCCGACCUGGACGCGGAUCCUGUUGUUGUGUGGCAACAUAAACAUUAUGGCAAGAGUCUUCUCAUCGCAGCGUGGCUCUUUCCCAUGUGCGUCGCCGGUCUAGGCUGGGGCGACUGGUGGGGAGGACUUGUCUAUGCGGGCAUUAUGAGAGCAUGCUUCGUCCAGCAAGCCACUUUCUGUGUCAACUCUCUUGCUCAUUGGUUGGGCGAGCAGCCAUUCGAUGAUCGAAGGACGCCUCGAGACCAUUUCAUCACCGCCAUCGUCACGCUUGGCGAAGGAUAUCACAACUUCCACCACGAGUUCCCCAGCGAUUACCGUAACGCCAUCUCAUGGUACCAAUACGAUCCCACAAAAUGGCUCAUCUUCCUCCUCUCCAAAACCACCCUCGCCUACGACCUCAAACGCUUCCGCCACAACGAGAUUGAGAAGGGCCGUCUCCAACAGCAGCAAAAAGCUCUCGAUGCUCGCCGCGCCACCCUCGACUGGGGUGUGCCCCUGUCACGGCUCCCGGUCCUUUCAUGGGAUGAAUUUCAAUUCCGCUCUACCUCUGGGAAAGGCGCACUCGUAGCGAUCGCAGGGAUCAUCCACGAUGUGACGGAUUUCAUUGCUGAGCACCCUGGCGGUAGAGCGUUGAUAAAGGGAUGGAUAGGGAAGGAUGCGACGGCGGUGUUCAACGGAGGAGUGUAUAUGCACAGUAACGCAGCGCACAACCUGUUGUGUACGAUGAGGGUUGGUGUAUUGAGGGGUGGGCAGGAGGUCGAGGUUUGGAAAGAGGAGAGGGAGACUUAUGUCAAGGAUAAGAUUGGGCAGCUCAUCACGAAUGUGAGACCGCUGGUGGCGACAGCAGACGCAGCUUGA